This is a messenger RNA of Scomber scombrus (Atlantic mackerel), 6862 nucleotides long. RefSeq names its product phosphoinositide kinase, FYVE finger containing (gene pikfyve). Gene Ontology annotation, molecular function: 1-phosphatidylinositol-3-phosphate 5-kinase activity; metal ion binding; ATP binding. Lineage: Eukaryota; Metazoa; Chordata; Actinopteri; Scombriformes; Scombridae. The transcript has 42 exons. Gene Ontology annotation, biological process: intracellular signal transduction; phosphatidylinositol metabolic process. Bases 65 to 6415 code for a protein of 2116 amino acids. The record is from RefSeq and is a predicted model, not a curated record.
CUGAUUCAUACCGCAGACCACAUCUUAAUGCUAAGAGCUUGAUUAAGGAACCUGCACGCCAUUUAUGGUCCAUCAGUUACACAUGCUUACGAUGUGUUGUUGCCUCUCUAGCAGGAGUAGCAGCGACAUGGCUGCUGAUGACAAGUCCUCGUCCUCCUCCUCGACGGACUGGAGCGUCGAGCCGCCUGUCAUCUCGCCUACAAGCCCCUCCCACCUGACCCACUUCAAACCACUCACCCCGGAGCAGGAUGAGCCUCCCCUCCGCUCGGCGUACAGCUCGUUCGUCAGCCUGUUUCGUUUCAACAACAAAGAGGAGGGACGUCCUCCCUCAGCAACAGUGUCAGAGAAGCCAGAUGUGCCGUCCCCUUCUCCUCAAACAGAGAGAAGCAGCUGGUCCUCCAGUCCUUCUCACUCCCUGUACGGCGGCUCCAGGACACUCCGGAAACAACAUCCCGACCACCUCCGACGUACCUCCAACGUCUCCGAUGGCAGCAGGAAAUCGGAUGCAGCUCUGAGCAACCAUGACCCUCGCACAGCUGUGCAACUUCGCACUGCACUGAAGAGACUGAAGGAAAUCAUGGAGGGAAAGAGCCAGGACAGCGAUCUGAAGCAGUACUGGAUGCCAGACAGUCAGUGUAAGGAGUGUUACGACUGUAAUGAGAAGUUCACCACCUUCCGCCGGCGACACCACUGCAGACUGUGCGGCCAGAUCUUCUGCAGUCGCUGCUGCAACCAGGAAAUCCCUGGAAAGUUCAUGGGCUACACAGGAGACCUACGAGCCUGUACAUACUGCCGUAAGAUAGCACUAAGUUACGCUCACUCAGCUGACUCGGGCUCCAUUGGAGAGGACCUGAGCGCCUUGUCGGACUCUCCCUGCUCCGUGUGUGUGUUGGAGCCCAGCGAGCCACGGACACCUGUGGGUGGGCGUAAGGCCAGCAGGAACAUCUUCCUCGAGGAAGACCUGACCUGGCAGAGAAAAACUCCUAUUGGGAUGAGAAAGACCAUGAUUCACCAGGAGCCUCAGAACAGUGGCCUUUCUUCCAGACUGACAACACUACAAGAAGACGUAGGAAAGUCUCCUGCUCGGAAGAGGUCCGCCAGUGUGACCAACCUAACGCUGGACCGCUCUGGAUCCUCCAUGGGGCCUUCUUACGACAGCUCAGUCAGCCCACCGACCAGCCGAGCCAUGUCAGGGACCAAGAGCGGCACCAAGUUGGACCACAGUGAAGAAGAGAGGAAGAUCCUGCUGGAUUCAUCCCAGCUUAAGGAAUUGUGGAAGAAAAUCUGCCACAACAGCACAGGGAUGGAGUUCCAGGACCACAGGUACUGGCUGAGGACUUACCCCAACUGCAUCGUGGGAAAGGAGCUUGUCAACUGGCUGCUGAGGAACGGCACCAUCUCCACCAGGGCCCAGGCUAUCGCUAUAGGCCAGGCAUUGGUGGACGGUCGCUGGCUGGACUGUGUCACCCACCACGACCAGCUAUUCAGGGACGAGUACGCUCUCUACCGCCCCCUCCAGAGUACAGAGUUCUCAGAAACACCAUCUCCAGACAGCGAUAGUGUCAACUCCCUGGAGGGACAUUCAGAGCCGUCGUGGUUCAAGGACAUCAAGUUUGAUGACAGUGACACCGAGCAGCUCGCAGAUGAAGCUGAGUACACCAUGCCGAACUCCGCCAGCCCCAGCAAGAGGACGUCCGUCAGCAGCUUCCAGUCAGUGGUGGACAGUGACUCAGCCGCCUCCAUCAACCUCAACAUGGAGCAAAACAAUGUCAACUUCCACAUCAAGAAACAAUCCAAGUAUCCACAUGUGCCUACUGCCACUGAGCAGAAAGCUGAAUUCCUUGUUUCUGAGGAUGGAGGACAGAAUAUUGUCAUAAGUGAUGCCUUCAUCAAGGAGUCUCUGUUCAAUCGUCGUGUGGAGGAAAAAGCUAAAGAGAUGCUGUUCACUCCGCUGGGUUGGCACCACAGCUCGCUGGACCAACUCCGAGAGGAGAACGGAGAGAAGAAAGCCAUGGAGAGACUGCUCUCAGCCAACCACAGCCACAUGAUGGCGCUGCUGCAGCAGCUGCUCUACAGUGAAUCUCUGUCGCUGUCCUGGCGGGACAUCAUCGUCCCUGUGGUUCGACAGGUGGUCCAAACAGUACGACCCGAUGUUCGGAACUGUGAUGACGACAUGGACAUCCGCCAGCUGGUCCACAUCAAGAAGAUUUCUGGAGGGAGGAAGUUUGAUUCAACUAUGGUAAACGGGUUCAUAUGCACCAAGAACAUUGCUCACAAGAAGAUGAAUCCCUACAUCAAGAACCCUAAGAUUCUGCUGCUGAAGUGCUCCAUAGAGUAUCUGUACAGGGAGGAGACCAAGUUUACCUGCAUCGAUCCCAUUGUGCUACAGGAAAGAGAGUUUCUAAAGAACUAUGUUCAGCGCAUAGUGGACGUCCGUCCAAACCUGGUGUUGGUGGAAAAGACAGUGUCUCGUAUUGCUCAGGACAUGCUGCUAGAGCACGGUAUCACACUGGUCAUCAAUGUUAAACCGCAAGUCUUGGACAGGGUGAGUCGUAUGACCCAGGGUGACCUGGUAAUGUCCAUGGACCAGCUCCUCACAAAACCUCGGCUCGGGACCUGCCAUAAGUUCUACAUGCAGCCCUUCACUUUGGCUAACAACGAUGUGAAGACUCUGAUGUUCUUUGAGGGCUGCCCUGCUUACCUCGGAUGCUCCAUCAAGCUGCGUGGUGCUUCAGAGUACGAGCUGGCGAGAGUGAAGGAGAUCAUCAUGCUGAUGGUGUGCGUGGCAUACCACUCCCAGCUGGAGAUCUCCUUCCUCAUGGACGAGUUCGCCAUGCCCCCCAGCUUAGCCCAAAGCACCUCCUUCCCCUGCCUGCUGGAGGGCGCCUCUGCAGAGGAGGAGGUGGCACAUGGAGAGAAGAGAGGAGAGAAAGAGACAAAUGGAGAGAGUCAGUACAAACCUGCAGCACUUGGGACUGAAGAUGCUGCACCCAGAGGCCAACCUGACGAUGAGGGGCUUCCCUCUGACUCUUCGUCCAAAAGCGGAGAGAUAGACGGCACCCAGACCGAACUGAGCCCAAAAUCCACUGUCCAAACCGAGGAGGCUGGAAACGCAGAGACAACGACCUCCUCGCCAUUUUCCAGCCCUCCCGCCCCUCCUCUGUCAGUCUCUCCACCGUUCCUAUUGGAAGAAGACGAGGAGAUGUCGUCAGACACUUUGGUCAGAACAUCUCUGGGGGAGACGGGGGAUUCACUAAGUAUGGAGGAUGGGGAAGGUUCAGAAACGCCUACCCCGAGGUUUCGAGACCCUCUGCAGGAUGAUACAGGUCUGUUUGUGGCAGAGCAGGUGGAUUCAACUGAUGACCGCCUCAAGUCCAUCUCUGCUGUCUUCAAGCAGGAGCUUAAGGACAUCAUCCUGUGCAUUUCUCCCUUCAUCACAUUCAAAGAGCCGUUCCUUCUCACCCCCGCUGGCAUGCACUGCCCAAGCAGAGAUUACUUCCCCGAACAGGUCUAUCUAUCCCCUCUCCUGAACAAGGACUUUAAGGAGCUGGAUGGGCGAAGAAAGCGGCAGCUCCUCAAAGACUCCGCACCCUCCUCCCUGGCCAGCGGUCAGACCAACGGCAGCGUACCACAGAAGCUGAUCGAUGUCCUGCCUUGCCACAGCCUUACCAGCACCCGCAUUGUCGAGCAGCUGACCAGCAGCCAUGAUCUCGCCAAGAUGCUGGCAGAGUACAGAGCGAAGGGGGGUCGCAUCCGGCAGAGGGAGGCCGCUGACCCCUUCGGUAGCGCCAGUGCCCCAGCUCCUGUCAGCGGCAGGACAGUGGACGCACCAGUCAAACUGCCGGUGAAGGCUGACAGCGAAGAGGAAAAGCCAAGCAAACAGAACGAUAUGAGUUGGGCCCCCAAGCUGGACUGUCUGACUCCUGUCAAUCAUCAGAGGCUGUGUGUGCUGUUCAGCAGUUCAUCAACUCAGUCCAGCAACGCACCCAACCCCUGCGUCAGCCCAUGGAUCGUCACCAUGGAGUUCUACGGCAAAAACGACCUCUCACUCGGUGUGUUCUUGGAGAGAUAUUGUUUUAGGCCUUCUUACCAGUGCCCCAGCAUGUUCUGCGAGACUCCCAUGGUUCAUCACAUCCGGCGGUUCGUGCACGGCAGCGGCUGUGUGCAGAUCGUGUUGAAGGAGCUGGACUCCCCCGUGCCUGGUUAUCAGCACACAAUCCUCAACUACUCCUGGUGCCGCAUCUGCAAACAGGUGACGCCCGUGGUGCCUCUGUCCAAUGACUCGUGGUCAAUGUCUUUCGCCAAGUACCUGGAGCUGCGCUUCUACGGCCACCAGUACACCAGGAGGGCAAAUGCCGAACCCUGCGGACACUCCAUCCACAAAGACUACCACCAGUACUUCUCAUACAAUCAGAUGGUGGCUUCCUUCAGCUACACCUCCGUAAGGUUGUUGGAGAUUUGUCUUCCUCGUCCCAAGAUCUUCAUCAGGAACCUGGGACCUUCUAAAACCAACCUGCAGCAGGACCUGAAGGACUUCUCUCAAAAAGUGACUCAGGUGUACUUGGCCAUAGACGACCGCCUCACCUCCCUCAAGACCGACACCUUCAGUAAGACGCGAGAGGAGAAGAUGGAGGACCUCUUCGCUCAGAAAGAUAUGGAGGAAGCAGAGCUACGCAGCUGGAUCGAAAAGCUUCAGGCACGACUGCAGGCCUGCGGUCUGGAUUCUCCUCAGCAGCUCCAGGCUGUUCUGGAGUCACUGGUGCUAAAGAAACAGGGUCUAUGUGAGAUGUUGCAGUCCUGGAAUGGCAGGCUGCAAGACUUGUUCCAGCAGGAGAAAGGCAGGAAGCGUCUGUCUGUCCCUCCCAGCCCAGGCAGGCACCGACAGACCACCACUGAUGUUACAGACAGCAAGAGUGCUUUGGAUUCCUCCCCCCGUAACCCCUCUCCUGUGGUCCAGAAUGGUGAGAAAGACGACCGUCACCUCACCACGCUAUCUUCAACCUCCUCCUCCUCCCUGCUGCCGUCCCCAGCGGAACCUGGAGCUGAACCAGUCACCCCCAACCACCCCAUCACCGAGCAGGACUCUCUCAGCAUCCCAGAGGAUGUAUUUGACGGACACUUACUGGGCUCCACUGACAGUCAGGUGAAGGAGAAAUCAACCAUGAAGGCCAUCCUGGCUAACUUCCUGCCUGGCAACAGCUACAACCCCAUCCCCUUCCCUUUUGAGCCUGACAAGCACUACCUUAUGUACGAACAUGAGCGCGUACCCAUCGCAGUGUGCGAGAAAGAGCCGAGCUCCAUCAUAGCCUUCGCUCUCAGCUGUAAGGAGUAUAAAACAGCACUGGAUGAUUUGUCCAAAGUGUCUCACUCAGGAGGAGACGAGACUCCACAGGUCAACAGUGCCGGAGAGAGUAGAGCAAAGAGCAGCCCCGCCAGGCCCAGUGAGUCGGCCUCCUCCCAGCAGAGCCGCAGCAGCAUGGACGAUCCACUCAAGGAUGCAGACUUAACAGAUAAACAGAAAAAACAGACCCAGAAUCCGCACAUCGAGCUACAAUUCUCAGACGCCAACGCCAAGUUCUACUGUCGGAUCUACUACGCCGAGGAGUUUCACAAGAUGCGCGAGGAGAUCAUGGAGAGCACGGAGGACGAUUUCGUUCGCUCUCUUUCACACUGUGUCAACUGGCAAGCUCGUGGUGGCAAGUCAGGAGCUGUUUUCUACGCAACAGAAGAUGACCGGUUCAUCCUGAAGCAGAUGCCCAGACUGGAGGUCCAGUCUUUCCUGGACUUCGCCCCUCACUACUUCACUUACAUCACCGGAGCCGUGCAGCAGAAAAGGCCGACUGCGCUGGCAAAGAUCCUGGGCGUCUACCGGAUUGGUUACAAGAACUCUCAGAACAACAUGGAGAAGAAACUGGAUCUGCUUGUGAUGGAAAACCUUUUCUAUGGACGCAAGAUGGCACAGGUGUUCGACCUCAAAGGAUCUCUGAGAAACCGUAACGUGAAGACGGACUCGGGGAAGGAAAGCUGCGAGGUGGUUCUGCUGGACGAGAACCUUUUGAAGCUGAUCCACGACAACCCGCUGUACAUCCGCUCCCACUGCAAGGCCAUCCUCCGAGCCGCCAUCCACAGCGACGCCUACUUCCUCUCCAGUCACCUCAUCAUCGACUACUCCCUGCUGGUGGGGCGAGACGAUGCCACCGACCAGCUCGUGGUCGGGAUUAUAGAUUAUAUCAGGACAUUUACCUGGGACAAGAGACUGGAGAUGGUCGUUAAAUCCACUGGAAUCCUGGGAGGUCAAGGGAAGAUGCCCACCGUUGUUUCUCCAGAGCUGUACAGAGCUCGCUUCUGCGAGGCCAUGGACAAGUACUUCCUGAUGGUACCUGACCACUGGACCGGCCUGGGUAUCAACUGCUGAGCAACACGUUCAUAUCCAAGUGCAGUCAUACAGAACAGAAACACAGGACUUUCUAUGCACAGAAAUCAGUUUCCUGGAACGAGGCCUCAGUAUGCGAGAGGUUUUUUAUCCUACUUGAGACCCACAAGCACACUGGAUGUUGUAAAUAUUUGAUUAUCAUGCGGGCUAAAGCCUGAGCAGUAUACAGCACAGUAUCAUUCCAUAUAUAGCAGUGCCGCUCUGCAACUGUGGCAUUGUUUAAACUAGUUAAAUCAGUUUUUAUCACUGGGGACUCAAAUUCUAUUACAUCCCUCUGGAUUCCUGACGUGUUUGUUAUUUUAUUAGUGCCAACUAUUUCAAAAAAGAUCCUGACUGAAUCUUGUGCUUAUAGUUUGGUGAACAAACUAAUUCAUGUAAUUUAAAGUUUGUAAAUGUACAGAGAUUAUGUAACUAUUAAAAUAUUAUUAA